AUGGUCCCAGAUCUGGCCAUUAAGAGAUCAUUGGUAGUUGUGGAGAGCAAUGGAGUGAUGAGAUCAGAAACCUUCUUACAAAGCUUUGAGAAAGAGUUUGGCCGCUGGAAAGUAAAUAACCUUGCUGUGGAGAGAAGAAAUUUCCUUGGCUCCCCACUUCCUCUUGCCCCUGAAUUCUUCCGCAAUAUAAGGUUAUUGGGACGUCGACCCACCCUUCAGCAAAUCACGGAAAAUCUCAUCAAGAAAUAUGGGACCCACUUCUUGCUAUCAGCUACCCUGGGAGGAGAGGAGUCACUCACAAUUUUUGUGGAUAAGCGGAAGUUGAGCAAGAGAUCAGAAGGAAGUGAUUCUACAACCAAUAGUUCCUCAGUCACUCUUGAGACUCUUCAUCAACUUGCUGCUUCCUAUUUCAUUGAUAGGGACAGCACACUACGGAGACUUCACCACAUUCAAAUUGCAUCCACUGCCAUAAAGGUAACAGAAACACGAACUGGUCCUCUUGGCUGCAGUAACUAUGACAACCUAGAUUCAGUCAGUUCUGUUCUGGUUCAAAGUCCUGAGAAUAAGAUUCAGUUACAAGGGCUUCAAGUCAUCCUUCCAGACUACCUACAGGAGCGUUUUGUGCAGGCAGCUCUGAGCUAUAUUGCCUGUAAUUCAGAGGGAGAGUUUAUUUGUAAAGACAAUGAUUGCUGGUGUCAAUGUGGCCUCAGAUUCCCAGAAUGCAACUGUCCUUAUAUGGAUAUUCAAGCCAUGGAGGAAAAUCUUCUUCGAAUAAGUGAGACCUGGAAUGCCUACAACAAUGAUUUUGAGGAAUCAGAUGAAUUCAAAUUCUUUAUGAAAAGGCUUCCCAUGAAUUAUUUCCUCAACACAUCUACCAUAAUGCAUUUGUGGACAAUGGAUUCUAAUUUUCAGCGUCGUUAUGAACAACUAGAGAACAGCAUGAAACAACUUUUCCUAAAGGCACAGAAAAUUGUACACAAGCUUUUUAGCCUUAGUAAGAGGUGUCAUAAACAACCACUCAUCAGCCUGCCAAGACAAAGUCUAUCUACCAUGUUAGACUAUUUGUUCCUUACAAAUGAGAGUCGCUACAUCUAA
This is a messenger RNA of Trichosurus vulpecula (common brushtail), 1095 nucleotides long. It is a transcript of the gene BRINP3, whose product is annotated as BMP/retinoic acid inducible neural specific 3. Gene Ontology annotation, biological process: positive regulation of neuron differentiation; negative regulation of mitotic cell cycle. NCBI's taxonomy places the organism in Eukaryota, Metazoa, Chordata, Mammalia, Diprotodontia, Phalangeridae. The transcript is spliced from 7 exons. The record is from RefSeq and is a predicted model, not a curated record. The coding region runs from base 1 to 1095 and encodes 364 amino acids.